GCACCACCAUCAAUGGAGAUGAGAACAUCAUAGUAAAUCCCAAUUUUGAUGACGACCUUAAGAAUUGGUCUGGAAGAGGCUGCAAGAUUCUCGUAGUUGAAUCCAUGGCAGAUGGAAAAAUUGUUCCACAAACUGGAACUCAUUUCGCAUCAGCAACAGAACGCACACAAAGCUGGAAUGGUAUUCAGCAGGAGAUCACUGGGAGGGGGCAGCGAAAGCUUCUUUAUGAGGUUACUGCCACAGUCCGGAUAUAUGGUAAAAAUGCCUCUAAUGGUGCUGAUGUGCGGGGCACUUUAUGGGUCCAAACACCAAGUCUCCGUGAACAAUGCAUAACCCAGGAAAUAUAUAUGCAAAUAUGGGAGGAUGGUCCAGUGAGAUUUGGCUACCACGCAGUAGCACCCGAAUGCCUUUUAAAUCUCGCAUGAUGAUUAUGCUAGAUUUGUUUAAAUCUUGCAGCUUGAGCGGGCAGUGAAAGAGGAGCGUCAACUCGUACGAACUGUUACACUCUCCAGUACCCUGCUUCCUCUGUUCCCUUUUCCCCUCAUUGGGUCCUACGAAGGGAACCAAAGCAGAAAGCUUUUCUUGAUUCCUUCCUUCCAGACCAAGUAUACCCAAAUGCUUCAAAUGCUCGCCCCAGUCCUCAACCACACCAUCAUCCGUCGAAGAGAGACAUGGCUGUUCCAAGAUUUUUCGCUUGGCUGGUUAACAAAUACCCUAAAGUUCUUGUUCAGGCAAUCGAAGAGAGCGGAGAUCAGACCGUCGACACAAGCCAACCCAACCCAAAUGGGAUCGAAUUUGACAAUCUUUUCCUCGCCAUGAACGAGAUCAUCUACCCGUGUAUGUUUCACGGAGAUGAGUAUCCAGCUACAUUUGAGGAACUGUUUGAUCGUAUCUUCAAAUGCAUUGAUAAGAUUUUUCAAAAUGUGCGGCCCCGCAAGCUCUUAUACAUGGCCAUUGAUGGAGUCUUUCCUAGAUCUAAGAUGAAUAAACUGAGAUCAAGUCGUCAUCUGUCUGCCAAGUCUGCUGAAGCUGUCGAUUGUGAAGAGCUGAGGUUAAGAAGAGAAUUCAGAGCAGAAGGGAAAACAGUUCUUCCAAUGCUGGAAUGCGGUCUGUCAGAUUGUAACCAUAUAACACCAGGGACAAAAUUUAUGCAUGAACUGUUGAAAGCCCUACAAGGCUACAUCCAUGUUAGACUGAACAAAGAUCCUGGUUGGAAGAAUAUCAAGGUCAUUCUAUCAGAUGCAAAUGUUCCUGGUGUGGGCGACCAUAAAAUAAUGUCUUUCAUAUGCCAGCAGCGUAAUCGUGAUGGUUAUGACCCAAACACCAACCACUGUAUAUAUGGCCAUGAUGCAGAUUUGAUCAUGCUUGCAUUGGCAACACAUGAAGCCCAUAUAUCUAUACUGAGAUUGAAGAGAAAUAGCACAAUACCCGGUGAAUCUGUACCUAUUGAGUCAAAAGGGGAGGUUUCCAAUGUUCAAGCAACAGAUGGAAGUGAUUCUACAGCACAAAAUAAUUUUCAGUUCCUGAACAUCUGGACCGUACGGGAAUAUCUAGAACUUGACUUGUCCAUUCCAUAUCUGCCAAUAAGGAUGGAUUUUGAGAGAAUUGUAGAUGAUUUCGUCUUUAUUUGUUUCUUUGUUGGAAAUGACUUUUUGCCCAACAUGCCUACGUUGGAAAUUCACGAGGGUGCAAUGGAUUUACUCACGCAUGUGUACAAGUCUGAGUUCAAGAAUAUGGGAGGCUACCUUGUUGAUACUGCUAAAAUUAUGGAAAUGGAUGCUGCUUAUGUAAACUUAGAGAGGGUUGAAAAGUUCAUCUGCAGUGUGGGUAAGUAUGAAGAGCGUAUAUUCAAGAAAAGAUCAGAAUCACGAGCUCGCAAGAUCAAAGAACUGAGUACAAUGACAAAUGCCGUCAGCGUCAAGGAUUCUGAUAUUGUGAAAGAAGACUUGGAUUGUCGAGGGUCUACUAAGAAAUCUGCUGUUUUCAAAAAUACAGUGGAAUUGGAAGAAAAAAUGCAUGAUUUUAUUCUAAAGAGGUCAGACCUGUUUAGAAGUUCAGAUAUAGAGACAGAUAAGGUAAAAUUGGGAACAGUUGGAUGGAAGGAGAGAUAUUACAUGGAGAAACUCUCUGCUGAAGGUCCUGGGGAAAUUGAAAGCACAAGGAAGGAAGUAAUUCAGAAGUAUAUAGAAGGCCUAUGCUGGGUUCUGCAAUAUUACUUUUCAGGGGUGCCAUCCUGGACUUGGUUCUAUCCAUAUCACUAUGCACCAUUUGCUUCUGAUUUGAAGGGACUUGCUCAGGUUCGUAUCAAUUUUCUGAUGGGUUCUCCACUUAAACCAUUUGAUCAACUCAUGGCAGUGCUUCACCCACAUAGUUUUUGUUUUCUUCCAAAAGCUUACAGGCAUCUGAUGACUAGCAAGGAGUCCAACAUAAUUGAUUUUUACCCCUCUGAUUUUGAAAUCGACACUGAGGGCAAACGUUUCAUGUCACAGGGUAUUACCAAGAUUCCUUUUGUUCAGUUAGAACGCCUUCUUCAAGAAACUAAGAAACUAGAAAGGGAACUAGAGAAUGAUGAAAUCGAGAGAAAUGUUGAAACCCUUGCAAAAAUUUACGUGAGGAAAAGUCAUGACAUUGGAUCCCAAAUUUUGUCUCUCAAUUACAAUCAUGUAUCAAUGCAAGAACAUAAACCAAUCAGAAAUCCCAUUGAUGUAGUUGCCAGUGGUGGAAUAAAUGGUUUUAUAUGUUGUUGUGAUGAGAAUUUGGGUCCAACUAACUCCCUCUGCCCUGUGAAGGAACUGGAAGGUGUUGCAGAAGAUGAUGUCAUAUGUGCUCUGUAUGAAUUACCGGAGAGCCAUUCACAUAUACCUUGUCUGCUUGAAAAUGCCAAGUUACCAGAGAAGACAAUUACUAGAGCAGAUAUUGUAAAGAAACAGCUUUGGCAUGAAUACAAUGGUGGGCGGCCAGUAUCCAAGAUUUGGGAGACUCGUAGAAAUGAAGAAAACAGACACAAAGUAGCUUCACAAGGUUGGUCAUCUACAAGAGAUGAAGGGGGCAGAGCAGGAUCUAGUAUGGGUGCAAGCAGAGGCGAUAAAAUAUACUCUGGUCAUGGUUCUGAGUCUCCAGCUGCGGGAAAUUGGAGGGAGUCUAGCUCCUCUCUGUGUAGUUCAUUCACAGUUCAAGGAGAAUCAAAAGAGACUGAUAUUGGUCAUCGGAACGAGUAUUUGAGCACUUCAAAUUCUGAGUCAAAUGUCAGCAAUUACAGAGCAGAUAGUGUAAAUAAUAGAAGAGUGGCUUCUCCUGGUACACCAUCAGCAAAUCAUGGUUGGACUGCCUUGGGAAUUGUUAAUGGUGAUGGAAGAGGAAAUGGGCCUGAGACAAAAAGGAACACUGUUGGAAGAUCUCGGCAGGGAAGUGGUAGUUUCUGGCCAUCAAGUAAUGGGUCCAAGUGUGACAUAAAUUCUAACUGGCGAGCCAGUUCAUCAGAGAGGCCUGAUACAGCCAAGGCUCGCGAUCAUGGUAAAGGGUUCUCUGAGCAUGUUGAUUCAGUUGGUGAAAAAGGAAGUCGUUGGUAAUUAAGAGGUUUGUAUCUCUGUUUCUUCAGUGGCCCAACUGUUGGAUAGAUGUUCAUGAGCUCUCAUUGUGAAACGGUGUUUGUCCUUCAGCUUUACCCUGUAGUAUUUUCCACGUGCUUCCUGUCUCCCUCCUACUGCUUUAUUGUGCAUUUAGUGCUUGUGUAUUUGGGCGUGUUUUGUUUGUGUGAGUUGCUGUUAGCCACCAAGUCUGUAAAUGCCUUUGGCUAUGUGUAGUCUUUGUAACUCUGCCCCCUCUUUAAGUCUGUUAACUGCCUUGGGCUGUAAGUGUUUUACUUAUUUUUUGGUUACCCUGCCCCCUCUUCUCCUUCUA
Malania oleifera is the source of this 3900-nucleotide messenger RNA. RefSeq names its product 5'-3' exoribonuclease 3-like. NCBI's taxonomy places the organism in Eukaryota, Viridiplantae, Streptophyta, Magnoliopsida, Santalales, Ximeniaceae. Gene Ontology annotation, biological process: nuclear-transcribed mRNA catabolic process. The transcript has 24 exons. Bases 672 to 3569 code for a protein of 965 amino acids. The record is from RefSeq and is a predicted model, not a curated record. Gene Ontology annotation, molecular function: 5'-3' RNA exonuclease activity; RNA binding. Gene Ontology annotation, cellular component: nucleus.